GUUUUUGUAUAUAUAAAUGCAAAGUCCCGGUCCAAAUCCACUCAAACGAAGCAUACCGCAGAGUUUGUUCAGUGAUUUUUCUGAAGUUUUGUUAUCUUACUAUAAAUUUCAAGUAUGAAAAACUUUGUGGUGAUAGUGAUUCUGGCUGUAUAUUUUACUACAACAACUGAGUCAUUACAAGAGAUAAUGAACGCAGUUCAAAAAGCUCGUCUAGAAGAUAAAGCACCCUGUUUGCAUCUGCUCUCAAAUGAAACACUCAGUAUAUUGAAAACAAGAAGACACCUUGACAAUCCAGAAACUCGGUGUUUCAAAGCAUGUGUGAUGGAACGUCUAGGAUAUCUCAAAGACGAGAAAAUCUUUAUCGAUGAAUAUGAAAAACUCAUUGAUUCCAAUUUGAAGAGAAUAAAAGAACUUAGCAUGAAAGUUGCGCGAGCAUGUGUUAAUGAAGCUGAAAAAAGUGAAAAUAAGUGUGAGAUAGCACAUAAUUAUAGUAGGUGCAUUUUUCAUCAGACAAGGAAGCAUUACAAUCAAACUGCCGAGGAAAACGAUGAAAAUCAGAACCAACAUUUAUAAAUAUGAAAAAGUUUUUGAUUCAUAAUUACUUUUCUUUACGGUUUAUCUGCUUCAUAAUUAACAGUUUAAAAAUAAACAUUUUGUUUCUUAUUAUUAUAAAAUUGUAGUAAGGGUAUAAAGGUUGAUCUUUGAUCAAAAAUAUA
Molecule: messenger RNA, 716 nt
Organism: Microplitis mediator
Lineage: Eukaryota; Metazoa; Arthropoda; Insecta; Hymenoptera; Braconidae
Exons: 5
Coding region: 115-573 (152 amino acids)
Biological process (GO): sensory perception of smell
Molecular function (GO): odorant binding
Source: RefSeq, a predicted model, not a curated record